Manduca sexta (tobacco hornworm) is the source of this 3862-nucleotide messenger RNA. It is a transcript of the gene Actn, whose product is annotated as alpha-actinin, sarcomeric. Gene Ontology annotation, biological process: muscle cell development; actin cytoskeleton organization. NCBI's taxonomy places the organism in Eukaryota, Metazoa, Arthropoda, Insecta, Lepidoptera, Sphingidae. The record is from RefSeq and is a predicted model, not a curated record. The transcript is spliced from 21 exons. Bases 136 to 2931 code for a protein of 931 amino acids. Gene Ontology annotation, molecular function: calcium ion binding; actin filament binding. Gene Ontology annotation, cellular component: cell projection; cortical actin cytoskeleton; plasma membrane.
AGCGCUCGUGCGCCAGUCUUCUUGCAGCGGGCGUACGGCCGGCUGCCUGUUGCAGUGCGCGGUACGAACUAACACACGCGAGUUCGCGGUCAUAGGCUCGAACGAACAUCGAAAUCGACGGUCAGUGCGGUGACCAUGAUGAUGGACAACGGGGUGAUAACAAAUAACUAUGAUGGGGGGGUGUACGGGGAUGGAUACAUGGAACAGGAGGAGGAGUGGGAGCGCGAGGGUCUACUAGACCCGGCUUGGGAGAAGCAACAGAAAAAGACCUUCACUGCAUGGUGCAACAGCCACUUGAGAAAAGCCAAUACCGGCAUCGAAAACAUCGAGGAAGACUUCCGCAAUGGCCUGAAGCUCAUGUUACUGCUGGAGGUGAUCUCCGGCGAGACCCUGCCCAAGCCCGACCGCGGCAAGAUGCGUUUCCACAAGAUCGCUAACGUCAACAAAGCCUUAGACUUUAUUGCAUCUAAAGGCGUAAAAUUGGUAUCUAUUGGUGCCGAAGAAAUCGUCGACGGCAACCUUAAGAUGACUCUUGGUAUGAUUUGGACAAUCAUUCUGCGAUUCGCUAUCCAAGACAUCUCAGUAGAAGAAAUGACCGCUAAGGAAGGUCUGCUACUCUGGUGUCAACGUAAGACUGCACCAUACAAGAAUGUGAACGUCCAAAACUUCCACCUUUCGUUCAAGGACGGUUUGGCUUUCUGCGCCCUGAUCCACAGGCACAGGCCCGACCUCAUCGACUACAGCAAGCUGUCCAAGGACAACCCUCUCGAAAACCUCAACACGGCCUUCGACGUGGCUGAGAAGUACCUCGACAUCCCCCGCAUGUUGGACCCCGACGACCUUAUAAACACACCAAAGCCGGACGAGCGCGCCAUUAUGACCUAUGUGUCGUGUUACUACCACGCCUUCCAAGGCGCGCAACAGGUACAAAUGCAGAACACGGCGAUGCCGGACGAGCGAGCGGUCAUGACUUACGUCUCCUCCUACUACCAUUGCUUCUCUGGCGCUCAGAAGGCUGAAACGGCCGCGAACCGUAUCUGCAAAGUUCUCAAAGUGAACCAGGAGAACGAACGCCUCAUGGAAGAGUACGAGCGUCUCGCCAGUGACCUCCUGGACUGGAUCCGCCGCACCAUGCCCUGGCUGAACAGCCGCCAGACCGACAACUCUCUUGCCGGGUGCCAGAAAAAACUGGAGGACUACCGUACUUACAGGCGCAAGCACAAGCCACCGCGCGUUGAACAGAAAGCCAAGCUGGAGACCAACUUCAACACCCUGCAGACCAAGCUGCGACUUAGCAACCGCCCCGCCUACAUGCCUACCGAGGGCAAGAUGGUCUCUGACAUCGCCCAAGCAUGGAAGGGCUUGGAGAUCGCCGAGAAGGCGUUCGAGGAGUGGCUCCUCAGCGAGAUGAUGCGUCUUGAGCGUCUCGAGUACCUCGCCCAGAAGUUCAAGCACAAGGCUGACAUCCACGAGGACUGGACUAGGGGCAAGGAAGAGAUGCUCCAAUCGCAAGACUUCCGUCAGUGCAAGCUGUACGACAUCAAGGCGCUGAAGAAGAAGCACGAGGCCUUCGAGUCCGACCUCGCCGCCCACCAGGACCGCGUCGAGCAGAUCGCCGCCAUCGCACAGGAACUCAACACGUUGGAGUACCACGAGGUGGGCAGCGUGAACGCCCGCUGCCAGCGCAUCUGCUCGCAGUGGGACCGGCUCGGCGCGCUGACGCAGCGGCGGCGCGCGGCGCUGGACGACGCCGAGCGCGUGCUGGAGCAGAUCGACUUGCUGCACCUCGAGUUCGCCAAGCGCGCCGCGCCCUUCAACAACUGGUUGGACGGAACCCGCGAGGACCUUGUGGACAUGUUCAUCGUUCACACCAUCGAAGAAAUCUCCGGCCUCAUGGACGCGCACGCUCGCUUCAAGGCCACCCUCGGCGAGGCUGACAAAGAGUACCAGGCGAUAGUGAACCUGGUACACCAAGUCGAGUCGAUUGUUAAGCAGCACCAGAUCCCCGGCGGCUUGGAGAACCCCUACACCACACUUACAGCCCACGAGCUGAACCGCAAGUGGUCCGACGUGAGGCAGCUGGUCCCGCAGCGCGACGGCACGCUCGCCGCCGAACUGCGCAAGCAACAGAACAACGAGACGCUGCGCAGACAGUUCGCGGAGAAGGCCAACGCCGUCGGGCCCUGGAUCGAGCGACAGAUGGACGCCGUCACCGCUAUCGGCAUGGGACUGCAGGGCUCUUUGGAAGACCAGCUCCGCAGGCUCAAAGAGUACGAAGCCGGCGUGUACGCGUACAAACCACACAUCGAAGAGCUGGAACGUAUCCACCAGGCCGUGCAAGAGGGCAUGAUCUUCGAGAACAGAUAUUCGCAAUACACAAUGGAGACCCUGCGCGUGGGCUGGGAACAGCUGCUGACGUCCAUCAACCGCACCAUCAACGAGGUGGAGAACCAGAUCCUGACGCGCGACUCCAAGGGCAUCACACAGGAACAACUCACAGAGUUCCGCGCCUCCUUCAACCACUUCGACAAGAACCGCACUGGCCGUUUGUUACCCGAAGAACUCAAAUCGUGCUUAGUCUCCCUUGGCUACAGCAUCGGAAAGGACAGACAAGGAGAACUCGACUUCCAACGCAUCCUCGCUGUCGUCGACCCCAACAACACAGGAUAUGUGUCGUUCGACUCAUUCCUGGACUUCAUGACGAGGGAAUCAACAGACACAGACACCGCUGAACAAGUUAUCGACAGCUUCAGGAUUUUAGCUGGUGACAAGCCGUACAUCACGGCGGAGGAGCUGCGGCGCGAGCUGCCGCCGGACCAGGCGGAGUACUGCGUGGCGCGCAUGCCGCCCUACCGCGCGCCCGGCGCGCCGCCGCACGCGCUGGACUACAUGGCCUUCUCCACCGCGCUCUACGGCGAGACCGACCUCUAGACGCAGGUUACAGGAGACAUAAUCUUGUCAUCAUCUCCAAGUCAUCAGUCAGAGAAGGGCAUCAAGGUUGAAGCCAGCACGUCAGGUCACCGCACACGCAACUAACUUACAAGAUCAGAGACAGUAAAUGGUGUUGGUGUAAAAUACCACAAAAAUUAUUUCUCUUACAUUGACCACCCCAAGAUACGCCCUAAACUCGGUCAAUGUAAAUCAAACAAUUUUUGUAUUGAGUAAAGUUAGUGUUAAAUCAGUUUUUAUAUUAAAUGUUAUGUGCAAUGUUCAAACCAAAAAUGCGAUUAACUUUCAUACCGGACAACUCUUCUCCCUAACAUUAACUUUUGGCUCAAAUCACGAAAAUCAUAUAUUUACAACAACUCUAUUUAUACAUUAGCAUUAGGUAUUUUUAACUUUUAUAUGAAAUUCUCAGAGAAGUCACAAAAAUUUAUUUGUAAGAUAAAAUGGUGCUAAUGUUAGGCUUGACUAAUGUGUGACACCAAAAUAAGACUCAUUCACAUUGUGAGGAUGUUUUUGUUAUAUUUUUUUAUUUAUAAGCAAACAUUAUUUAUACAAAUCAAAUUUUAUUACUGCCACUAGUAAUUUUUAGUAUAUCAAUGGUAGAUACCAGUAUGUUUAGUUGUCUAAAUUUAUAAAUGUUGCAGGGAAGUGUCACACACAAAUUAUUUAUAUCAUAGAUUGCCAUAGCUUGCCUGCAUCUAUUUAUUUAUCAUUUUUUAUAUGAUUAUUGUUUGUGAGAGUAUUUUGGAAUGAGUACUCCAAUAAAAUGAUCUGCCAUAUUUUUGUCUUUUAAUAUUGACUGUGUUUUAAAUUCAAACUAUUGUAUUAGGAUGAGGUAUGUAGAUUAAGAUCAAAUUAUAUGCCCAAAAAGUAUACUAACUCGAAUGUACAGCUAAUUAAAUAAAGAGCUCUUAAA